Molecule: messenger RNA, 5861 nt
Organism: Drosophila ficusphila
Lineage: Eukaryota; Metazoa; Arthropoda; Insecta; Diptera; Drosophilidae
Product: mucin-5AC
Exons: 6
Coding region: 1386-4424 (1012 amino acids)
Biological process (GO): protein ubiquitination
Cellular component (GO): nucleus; Cul4-RING E3 ubiquitin ligase complex
Source: RefSeq, a predicted model, not a curated record
GCUUAGCAAAUAAAUUGUAAUAUUUGUGUAUAUUCAAUAUGGAUUAGUCCUAAGUCCGGUUAUGCAUAAUAUGUUAUUCACAUGUUCCUUGCAGUAAAUCCGUCUCUAAACCUAAGUUAAGAUAAUGCUGUGCAAUGAGCAAGUAAGAGCGAGUUCAAAAUGGCAUCUCGACCAGAGGAAAAAAGUGGGAAAAUGUAGCAUAGUAACAAUGAUUAGAUGAUUUAUUCUAUGGGUGUAUGUUUGCAACAGAAUCGCAUGUUAAAAUAUAACGAAAACAGAGAGUAUUUACCAACAAAAAUAGUUCACUUCCAAGGCAAAGAACGAACAGAACGAGGAGCUGCAGGAAUCCAUUAAAAGAUCAAAACAAAUUCAAACAAAAUAAUAUGAGUAAUAUAUAUAUAUAUAUGUAUAUGUGUGAGUUUACAAUUUAGAUGCUUUUUGAUACCCCAAAUGGAAAUUAGUUAGGCAAAAGGCAGAAUAUGCAUUGAAAAUUUUAUAGAGAACAACGCAGCUUAGGCAAAACGUACAUAUACUCAAAACAAAUACUUCGUUUAUAUUGUCAUAACCCCACAAGGAAAUCAAGCACAGCUCCAACUAAAAACAAAAGGAAAAAAACAUGUCGAUGGAUACACACAGACAAUACGCCCAAAUGUAUGCAAUUUGAUUGUGCAGAUAGAAUAUUUUUUAAAUGUUUAUAAGCAGAGAUUGAAAUAUUUGUAAAACAUAUUUUAAUAGACACCGAAAAACCAAAGGACAAACUUUUUGAAACAUAUUUUUUUAUAUACGAAAACAAGAAGACGGAAAAGUUGAACACUGCGAAUAUGCACAAAACAUAUAUCUUUCGGAUAACCCUAGCCUAAGUUAAAGUCGUAACAUUUUCAUUUAGAAGUUGACAAGUUUACUUUCGAUGGUUUCAAGUGAAAUUGUUUUGAGCCGUUUCGUAUGCCAUUCGGUUGAAGCUUAAGCGAGUAAUCCAAAGUACAAUCAUUUAUGUCAAACAGGACACCAUAGAACACAACAGAUAUUCGGGGCGAGAUACAAUUCCGAGAUAGAGAUACAAAUACGCUGAGGUAGAAGAUUCGUGUUUUUACAGGGAAAAAACGAAAAACACUUUUUGCUAACAAAUUUUUUUAACAUUCGUUUUACACACGCUUUAUAAGAUUGGUAGUAGCGUGCAGCUAACAAAAAAUAGUUAAAGAUUUUUAAUUUAUAAAAGAAAACAAUUUAAAACUGGUAGAAAGAUAUUCAACAGAGAGUCAUUGUUUGGUUAAUUUGAAGAGAACUUGAGCUUAGGUCUGCAAAUGUAAAACUAGAGUCCCUCCCCUACUGCGUUUAGUUUGUAACUAGAGGUACAGCUCCCCCCAUUUCCCCCAAAACCAACCAAAAUGUAUGCAGCCGCUGGUGGCGCCUCCCUGGCUUCCCGCCAGGCGCGCCAACGUCAACGCCAGCAGAAGAAGACCCAGCAGCUCCAGGCGAAACUACAUCCACCGAAGGCGGCCGGAGCCGCCGGCCUUGUGUCCGGCGAUCAUGCCGCCGAGGGCGCGUCCACGCCCACACGCAGCCAGUCGCGCCAGUUCCACCAGCUGCCCACAAACUAUCUGCGUGCCCCGCAGCCACAUGGACGCAAGCUGAGCGCCACGUAUACGACGCAAUCGAAGCUCCUACUGCCAAUCGAUGAGAGCGACACCCAGUCGGUGCUGCAGUUGCGCAUGCACCAUGCCCACUCCCAUGGCCACGCCCAUGCGCACGCCCACUCCCAUUCGCAUGGGCCCGCCCAUGCGGGGGGCGCAAUGCAUCCUCAUGCGCCGGUGCAAACGCCGUACCAGCAGUUCGCCUCAUCGCACGGACGCGUCUCACCGAAGCUGGUGCACCGGCAUUCCGGGAGCAGUGCCGGCUUCCAUCCGGCAUCCAGCAUCUCCACUGGACAGCAGCUGCACAAGUCCGCGACUGCGACGCUGCCGCUCGUUUCGCAUAUGGAAGCUGAAGCGGCGGCAAGUCAGUUGCAAUCGCCAUCGGCGUUGGCCGGCGUUAAAACGACAGCUGUGGCAACAGAAGAUGCCACGCCCACAUCGCCGCCGCUGGCCAGCACUUCCGCUGCCGCUGCCGCCGCAAUGGCGGCAGAAGCAGAGUUAGCCGGCAUGGCCGGCGCCAUGUUUGUACCCCACCAUGAUGCCAUCAUUGUAACGCCGGCCACGCCCAUGGCCUCGCCGGGUCAUGCGGUCAAGUUAAGGCGACCCGGACCGGAGGAGCUAUUUGAGGCAUCCGCCGAACGGCAGCCAUUAACCUCGGGUGAAGCUCUGGAUGAUGAGGAUGAGCCAAUGCAUCCGCCGGCACCGGGACAGCUGGAGCGAAAGUGCAGCGUUUAUAGGAUGCGACGCAGCGAUGCCUUCGAACAGGACACCGGCAGUGGAGGAGGAGGAGGCGGCGGAGGAGGAGCAGGUGGCCUGAAGCGGCAGCUGAGGGAGCUGCAGUUCAGCGCCGGAGUCCAGCAGACGCAGUACGAACCGCUGCUCGCCGACGAACCGCAGCUGAUCUUCAAGGGUCUGGGGGUCAACGGGCGGAAGAUGCAGAUCUGCGCCUACUGCGAGGAGGGCAUCUGCGUGUGCGAGCACCUCGAGUGCGCCCAAGGACGUGCCGCCUGGCUGGAGAGGGGGCGACGCUGCAGCGUCCAGGAUCAGCAGCAGCAACAGGCCACCUGCCACCGACGCUGGGUGAAGCGCAACCGAAUACAAGACGCCUCGUUGGGCGGCUCGUCGGACGAUGAGGAUUUCCUGGGCGUUCUACGCGGUCCCAGCACCUUUGCGAACGCCUUUCUCUACGUGGGUCUGGGCACGGUGGCGCUGGGCCUCGUCAUCGCAUUCGUUGGCACCGGCGAGAAGGGCUUCAAAACCACGGAACUAAGACUUAUAGGCCCCUCCCUCAUAGUGUUGGGCCUAAUCUGUUGCAUUUUACGCAUCCUCUUCUGCAUCUGUCCAUCGCACUGCAUUUCAUCCAGCAAAAAGACGCGAAAGAAAAACGGCAACAAAAUUGAUGCGGAUCACACAACGUCGUUGCUCAGAAACGAGAGCAAAAGAGUGUCGAUAGCGAGAGGACCCAGUUUUCAGCCCAAAUACCCCAUAGCGCACAAACGCAGCCAGAGCAAAAUGCUCAACGAGGGAAUGGAGGCACUGCGCCAAAUAGCCACCACAUCCUUGUUCAUGCAGAACGAGCAGAAGACGGCCAUCAAUCGCGUAGUGCCGAUCAUCAACGAGCCGGAUAGUGGUGAUGCUCCACUGGAAAUGAAGAAACUGCAGACGGCACUGAAUGCCUGCGAAAUGAGCGACGAGGAGCAGGAUCAGGAUCGAGAUAAGGAGCAGCAGCAGCAGACGCAGCAGCAGAUUGCCAAACGUACAACAGCCACAACUGCCGUUACGAGUAGUACCACCAAAGAGCCAACAGCAACAUCGACAUCCACAGCAGCAGCAGGAGGAGGAGGAGCCACAUCGAGGGUAACGAGAGCCACCACCCUGAGCACAGUUGACGAAAAGCCGGAUAGCAAGUUGGUGCGUCAGCGGGUGGCGCUUCAAACGCAACGCCAGCAGCAGCAGCAACAGGAGCAGCAGGUUCCCAAAUCGCAGUCCCUGUCCUCCUCCUCCACGGUGAAGGACUCCCUGGAGGUGGUGGAGGAGACCUCACUGAUCGAUGCCAGCGAUGAGGCAACAACGAUUGUUGUUGCACCUGUUGCACCACCGCCGGCAACUGUAUUGCCGAGUAGCUGCAGCACGGGUGCGAUACCACGGCUAAGUCGACCGGGCAUCUCGACGGGAGCCACGCCCAAGACGACAACGACGACGACCACGCCCACCAUAACGGCACGGCUGCCCACGUCGCAGUCGCAUCCGACGAGCUAUGACCUGCCACCGGCCCUGCCGCACACCUAUUCCGCAUCGGCGACCGUUCGCGGACCGCUCGGCAUGUCCAUGAGCAGUUCGGCGGGCAAGGCGGUCCUAGGAGGAGGAACUGCCUUCACCACCAUGCCGCCCACCACCAGCAGCACCACGAUUAGUCUGCUCCCGCUGCCAGCGCCGCCAACUGCUUCCUCCACCGCCAUCAGCAGUGGUGCAACAACAACAACAGCAACAACGUUGGCCAGCAUUCCUGGCCAAGUUUUGGAAAGCGGCAGUGGAGCGACGAGUCUGAGUCUGAGCCUAAUGCGACCGGCGACCGCCUCGGGUGUUGUGCUGGGCGGCCUGACCACCUCAUCGUUCACCACCAGCAGCGGCAGCAGCAGGGAUCAGCUAAAAUCACAUCCGUCAUCCGCCGGAUCGGUAAUGGGGCGUGGCAGCAGCGGCAGCCAACUGCUUUCAACGGCAACGGCGGCGUCGUCGUCGUCGAGCAAAUUCGAGCCAGAAUUGGUGCUCAGUCCGGCUAAGCUUGGCCAGUAGAAUUAAAUGGGAUUUAGUUACGAUUUUAGUUAGCCACCAGGUCUAUAUGUAUAUGUCUAGAGUCUAGGCGCGAGUGUGUGUGUGUGUGUAUAAUGCAAACUGCGUGUGUGUGCGAGAGUGUACUUUAGAGCUGUUUGUUGUGUGAGUGUGUGUGUGGGUGUGUUUGAGUAUGAGAACGAUUAGAGUUUAUUUAGAUACCUAUGUACCCUAAAACUAUCUUUUGAAUGUGCCACAAGAACCACGAAGCGAAAAGAAAACACCCCCCUCUAACUGAAACUAUAGGCAAGGUCAUGUUCUGAAAUCGAGAAACAAACAAAAUUUAAAUAAUAAAUCACUAAUUGGUCUGCAUCAAUUGGCUAGCUAAUCCAAACAAGACUAUACUUUCACAUUCAGAACAUGACGGUUGUAUGUAUGUUACUUCUUUUCCAACCACAAAUCGCUUUCAGUGUCUGAACCUUUGUAUUUCCCGAGGCUUGACUCCUCUAUAGUUCGCUAAGCCACUUGGUUUCUACGCCCGUCUUUUGGAUGUAUCAUCCAAUUAAAAGCUAUCGAAUCUUUCCCACACUUUCUAGAUCUGUUCCUCAGGCUUCAGGUGGCAUAAGAAUCGCCCAAGUGCUCAGCAAAUCGUUGCCAACCUGCGCUGUUCUAAGCUAUCCCAAAAAAAAAAAAGAAAUACAUAGCCAGGGUAUUAUAAAGUUUGUAUACCAAACAUAUCGUUAACUAAAUACGCAAACCAAACUAACACUAAAUAUAAAACGAAACAAAAGGAGGAAGCUUGGAGUGCCGACGGUCGACGUCCAAAUUGACAAAAAUUUAUAAAGGUGUCUAAAAAAUAACUACAAAACAAUUAGAUAUGUAUGAAAAUUUUAGAGGACCGCCAGAUCCAAGAAAAGCUAAACGGUUAAAUGUGCAAACAAUAUCUGGAAUAUGUACGGGUGUGUGUUUCUGUAAAAUUCAAACCAAAAUCCAGACAGUUCAAAAGUAUUAGGCGCUCUAGAAUAAAUCGUUGAAAGAGCUCUACAAAGUAUAUGAAAUAGGAAAUUUUAAAAUUGUCUUUGUAUUGCUUUAAUUGAAUUCAAGUUUUAAACUGUUCUACUAACUGUAAUUUUUUAAACAUUUUCAAGGCACUUUUCGAAGCUAUUGCUAAAUUCAAGAAAAAACUAAUUGCUUGCUCUUUCAACCAGUACGUCCCCCAGAUAAGUGGGUCGAAUAAUAACUAAAAACUAAUAAAAACAGAAUUCAAUAGAAUCGAAUGUGGCCGUUAAAUUAAUAAAAAGAAGCGAAACUAACUAAAUGUAACAUCCCUGAAACAAAAUGUGUAAGAUGCAUGUACAGCAAACAAAGCAGCAGCAAGACAUAGAAAAUUAUAAACAAACUUUAUGAAUUAGUAUGUAUGUAUACUAUAUGUGCAGAAAUUAAAAUGAAAUAUAAAAGAAA